AUGCGUGGUGAUACAGAUAGAACCAGCGAAUCCCGAUCAUCGAGAAUAGAACCUGGAAAGACACAGUACAGGCUGAUUGAAUAUGUCGAAGACAUUGAAAGAUACAGUCCUGGGGGAUAUCAUCCUUUAAAAAUCGGAGACUACCUAAAUAAUGGCCGGUAUCGACUUGUUGAUAAACUUGGGUACGGCGGAUACUCAACGAUAUGGCUAGCCUGUGAUUUGCAGAGGGCCAGAUAUGUGGCGGUGAAGGUCAUCGCCGCUGAUGCCAGUCUGAAUGCGUCUGAGGCUAGUCUCCUAUGCUCUCUUGGAAACUCGCCGUCGAGACCGGGACGAGAAACUAUACCAUCUCUCAUCGAGCAAUUCUGGGCUAUCGGUCCUAAUGGAAAGCACAGAUGUCUUGUCACUCUGCCGGCACGAAUGAGUCUUUUUGACGCAAAGGAGGCUUCGUCUUUCGGUCUGUUCCAACCGAAGGUUGCGCAGUCGAUUACUGCCCAACUCAUCCGUGGAGUCGCUUUUCUUCACAGCGAAGAUAUUGUACACGGUGACCUUCAUCUAGGCAACAUUCUAGUCCAAUUCCCCGAAGCAAUCGAUCGUUUGCCACCGUCAGAAUUGUAUGAAAGAUUCGGAGAGCCCGAGCCAGAGGCUGUUGUUCGUAUUGAUGGAAAUACCUUGUCGGAGGGUGUACCGAACAAUGUAUACGUUCCCGGUUGGUUCGGCGCUUGUAGCGAUGAUCUUAUACUAGGGGAAGAGAAGAUCAUCAUUAGCGACUUCGGAGAAUCUUUCAAUCCGCACAAUACCCUCAGAUUAUCUUCAAAGACCCUCCCUAUCCUGCAACCGCCCGAGGCCAGGUUCUGUCAUAGGCCCCUCUCCUUUGCCUCAGAUAUCUGGACACUUGCCUGUACUGUCUGGGAGAUUUUUGGCCAGCGUCCUUUGUUUGAGGCUUUUUACCCUACCGCAGACCGUGUCACCGCAGAACAAGUCGAGGUCAUUGGUAUUUUACCCCUUGAGUGGUGGAACAAUUGGCACAGAAGGUUGGAAUGGUUCAACGAGGAGGGAGAGUUGAAUUUGAAACCGGACUCGUCUAGGGGUCAGGAUGGCCUGCGCCGGACCUGGGAAGACAGGUUUAACGACUGCAUACAGGAACCUCGCGCUGACGCGGGCCUAGAGACCGUGACAGAGGAAGAGAAGAGGGCUUUCGAGACAAUGCUUCGAUCGAUGCUAGUCUUUCAGCCGAGCGAAAGAGCGACAGCACAGCAGAUAUUACACUCCGAAUGGAUGAAAGGCUGGGGCCAACCAGCGCUUGAAGAGAGCAGGGCACAGUCGACCCUUUCAAAGUAA
Messenger RNA from Penicillium malachiteum, 1338 nucleotides. RefSeq lists its product as uncharacterized. Gene Ontology annotation, biological process: protein phosphorylation; regulation of mRNA processing; spliceosomal complex assembly. Gene Ontology annotation, molecular function: protein kinase activity; ATP binding. Bases 1 to 1338 code for a protein of 445 amino acids. The record is from RefSeq and is a predicted model, not a curated record. NCBI's taxonomy places the organism in Eukaryota, Fungi, Ascomycota, Eurotiomycetes, Eurotiales, Aspergillaceae. The transcript has 2 exons.